This is a messenger RNA of Ilex paraguariensis (yerba mate), 459 nucleotides long. The record is from the annotation of a GenBank genome assembly. NCBI's taxonomy places the organism in Eukaryota, Viridiplantae, Streptophyta, Magnoliopsida, Aquifoliales, Aquifoliaceae.
AUGGAAGCAAAUGCAGCAAAUAAAGAACAGAACAACAUGAGAGAUGCUGGAAUCAAAACCUUAGCAAUUUUUAUUUUUCUCAUUUUUUGCCUGUCUGAAUGUUCUAUUGUUGUGAGAGACCGUCGAGUUCGUGUCAGCAUAGUGAACAGGCUGGGAAAUGGGAGGACCAUGAACAUCCACUGCCAAUCGCGAGAUGAUGAUCUCGGUUAUCUGAGAAUCCCUGAUGGCUAUGAAACCGAGUGGAGCUUCAAUGUGAAUAUCUGGGGCACAACCUUGUUUUACUGUGAUGUGCAGUGGGGUGAUUCAGAAUGGCUACAUUUUGAUGCCUAUUCAUACAAAAGUGACUCUGGAAGGUGUGAUACUGUCUGUAGGUGGAUGGUUGCAGAGGAUGGUCUUUUAUAUGUUUACAACCAAGAGAAUGAAAAAUGGGAACACAUGCCAUUUCAAGACAUGUUAUAA